CAUUUUCCCAUCUCCCAUAUCGUACACAUUUCACAGCAAACUCUGAUUCUAUCCAACAACACGAGGCCAACGGACGCUCGAAUUGUUUCGUUUCAAGAACUCCCACACUCCAUCCACACGGCUCAGGCUUAGCAGCAUCUGCACCUAAUUUUCUUUGGUAUCGGAAAGCAGACUAGAGUUUGACAAGAUGAAUGACGUUGAUGACAUUGACCUCUAUGAGGUCCUCGGGAUUACCAGCGGGGCAAGCAAGGCAGAGAUUAAGAAGGCAUAUCACAAGGCCGCUCUAUCACAUCACCCAGACAAGGUUGUGGAGGAAGAGCGCGUAGAAGCUGAAAUUCGAUUCAAAUCCGCGAAGCAAGCGUACGAAAUUCUCUAUGAUGACGAGAAACGACACCUCUACGAUACCCACGGCAUGGCAGCAUUCGAUCCCAGUAGAGGCGGCGGUAUGGGAGAGGGACCUGACAUUGAUGACAUAUUUGCUUCCAUGUUUGGAGGUAUGGGCUUCGGUGGUGGCAUGCCAGGCAUGGGAGGCAUGGGUGGUAUGCCUGGCGGGCCCGGGCCCAGGAACGUUCCAAGAAAAGGCCGAAGCGUAGAACAGGAAUAUCAAGUCACCCUUGAGGAGUUGUACAAGGGCAAGACAACAAAGUUCUCGAACACGAAAAACGUUGUUUGUCAAACAUGUAAAGGGUCAGGAGGCAAGCCCGGCGCAAAACCUCACGAUUGCAGCGUAUGCAACGGUAGAGGCGCAAAAGCUGUUUUGCGACAAGUAGGUCCGGGCCUUGUGACACAAGAAACCGUUACAUGCUCCACUUGCUCGGGCUCGGGGAAGCUGUUCAAGGAGAAGGAACGCUGCAAGAAAUGCAAAGGGAAGAAGGUCAAUGAAGCCAAGAAUGUUCUUGAGCUCUACAUCCCUAGGGGCGCGCGGCAAGGCGACCGCAUCGUCCUCGCCGGAGAAGCCGACCAGCUCCCAGAUCAAGAACCCGGCGAUAUCAUCUUCACUCUCGAAGAAGCACCGCAUGACGUCUUCGAGCGGGCAGGCGCAGAUCUGAGAGCAGAGCUGAAGGUCACGCUAGUGGAAGCCCUCGUGGGCUUCAAUAGGGUCAUAUUAACGCACCUUGACGGACGCGGCAUCCAAUUGCACGUUGAACAGCCAAAUGGGAAAGUCCUGCGACCAGGAGACGUGCUCAAGGUUCCGGGUGAAGGCAUGCCCAUGAAAAAGAGUGAUGCGAAGGGCGAUCUCUAUCUCGUUGUCGACGUGGAGUUUCCCGAAGAUGGAUGGCUGAAAAACGACGAAGCCAUCCAGAAGAUCAAAGAUGCUCUUCCGGCUACCACCAUACCCGAGGACAAGCCUGACGAUGUCGAGGAGGUCGAAUUCGAAUUCGGCGCUGACAUGGACGAUUUUGGCGCUGGUAGUGGCGAUCCACGCGCAGGCAAUGAAUGGGAAGAUGAUGAUGAUGAACAGGGAGGUCCUCAAUGUGCUACCCAAUAAUCGGCCGAAUGACAUUGUUUCUCAUCGAGGGCGUUCAAUGCGAUUGCAUCUCUUUUUGGGUAGCCUCCUAUCCCAUUGGAAGAUAAAUAGCAUAGCGAAAUGGGUUUGCGUCGUGAUGAGGGCGUCGCAGUCUAGUCCGGUGUCUGAUGUUCGUAUGGACUGGCAUUUGGUCCCACCUGUGUAGGCUAAUAAUUUUGGCCACGGAAGAAGUCAAUCGUGUUAUUCAAUGGAGAUGAUUUGGGCAAAUGUAUCUGGAAGACAUCUAAGAGCCGGCGAGAUGAUAGAAGUCAUGGCUCCUCCGGCGAGUACGUUCGUAGAUCAUUGUGGCACUUUUUAUUGCGUAGGGUACAAGAAACAGUAUAGGUAUAUACUUAGUUAGAUUGUGGUGCUAUGGUGGAGAUCUGGCCAAUGACCUCAACGUUAUGAAUCAUAGAUCAUCUGUG
Molecule: messenger RNA, 1932 nt
Organism: Aaosphaeria arxii CBS 175.79
Lineage: Eukaryota; Fungi; Ascomycota; Dothideomycetes; Pleosporales
Exons: 5
Coding region: 188-1489 (433 amino acids)
Biological process (GO): protein refolding; response to heat
Cellular component (GO): cytoplasm
Molecular function (GO): Hsp70 protein binding; ATP binding
Source: RefSeq, a predicted model, not a curated record